AUACCCUAGAUAACUAAAUCCACAGUUAACAAUCAGCCAUAACCACAAAGUAACACUGUUGCUUCACCUUCUAAUGGUGGCCUGUUUGUAUAAUGAUGAAAGAUUGCAAAGACUGUAAAGUACUGCUAUUGGUUGAAUGAGUCCACUAUCUGUAGACCAGUAGGUCUUUGUGGUGGCUGUUAUAAUAAGUUAUGUUUAUCAGCUAACAGCUUUGUUCGUUGGUAAGUUUUUUAUUGUACUUGUAGUUCACAUUUCCUUUGAGAACUCUGGUCAUUUUGAGCCAAUUUUACACAGAACUCCCCACAAUACAGAGGGCUCCUUUUGGACAUAGAUAAACAAAAUAAAAGGAAGAAAGUCUACAUAAUGACAAUAUUUGGAGAAAAUGGACAAGGAUGACACUCUGAACUAAAGUGCAUACAAUAAUUAAUCAACACACAUUAUAAGCAUCAACAAGAUUUUUCUAAGCUGAACUUGUCUUCUGAUCUCUGACCCCCUUCAAAGGAAGAACUUCCUUCCUUAGAUCAAUAAAGUGAUACAUUGUUUGUUUUUGCUUUAGUGGCUGGACACUGUGUGACACUGUAUUGAUCGUAGGAAGGAAGUUAUUCUUCCUGCAACUGCAUAAUGGACUGACACAGAAAAAAAGCAGCAGUGUUUCACAAAAUUCAGUAAUUACUUCUAACAAUGACAAUAAGCAAGAAUAUUUUUACUUUAUCGCACAUGUGUGUAUUUAUAUCCUUCUGGGGACAUCUUAUUGACAUAAUACUUUUCCUAAUACUUUACCCUAAUCCUAACCAUUAAAAAUGAAUGCCUAACCCUGACCCUUAAGAGGAGGAUGCUGACGAGAAGAAGAGGAGCCAAGGGGGAAAUAGGAUGGUACAGCCGAUCCCUAGGACCGUGCACUAAAGUUUGAGACAAAAUAAACUAAGCCAAAACUAUAAAUACCUAACAUAACUUAAUUGUAACCCUGACACUAAAACCACAUUUUUAGUCUCAGAAAUGCCUUCAGACCGGGAUUUUGGUCCCCACAAGGGCUGUCGCUCCCCACAAGUAUAGUAAACUUCCAAUUUUUGGUCCCCAUAAAGAUGUUAAUACUUGUCCCCACACACACACACACACACACACACUCGCUCUCAUAUCUCUAAAGGCCAUUGUCUCACAGGCUUUCAUCUGGCUCUAAAUUCUUUAUUUUAUUUUCUUAUUUUUAUUUUUAUUCAUCAUUUCAGCCGAACUCAAACAUCUAUAUAUUUACUGAUUAUGUUCUGAUCAGUACUGAACACAGUUAACUAUCAGAAAAUUCACACAUGAUUCAUAAUUUUGCCUUUAACCCUUACAACAUUUAACAUUAUUUUUCUUAUUCAAAAGUAUAAGGAUGGGUUGGCAACAUAGUUAUUAUCUUGUCAAACUCAGACAUGAAUAAAAAGGUCAAGGAUGGAUCAUGUCUACACACACGAAAUCGACACAUUAGAAUAAAUGUUUUUACUACUCAGACUUGUAUUUUUGAUGAUUAAGAAUAAAGAUGAUCUACUUACUAGCAGAUAGGGAAAAGCUCUGUUCUAGCACUCUGAUCAUUUUUAAAACAUAGGGUUGGGUGACAAGUUCUUUUCUCCCCUCAGGUGUGAUGGUUGGAGGGGGACACUUCAGACUCGCUCUACUUCACAUUAUAUGACAAUGGACAUGGUGGAGGUCUUUAUCAGGAGAAAAAGCUAUAAAAUCUAUGAAAAUACAGUCAAAAAAUUAUCACAUUUAUGCUGCCCUCCACAUUGUCUAAAGUCUUCCUGUGGGCCAGUUUGGAAUCUUUGCUGUGUGGUUUUGUGAAGAAUAAAAAACUUCUCCUCAAAAGAAGGACUCUCAAAUUGUUGGCGUUUCACUUUAAAACCUGUUACUGAUGACAUUUUUCAACUGAUAAACUCCAUCACACAAUGAUGAUACCAAGGGAGAAUGAAGCAAUGCCUGUAACAGUCAAGACAAGUAAGUUCACCAUGCAAUGAAUGAGACAGGUAUACCCAAUUGGCACAAAACACCUGUCAUUCAGUUUUGAAGAUUUCCAUAAAAUACUAUGAAUUCACAGCGAGGGUAAACUACAAAUGAAGAUGGGCUGCCUGUGAAACUGAGCCACUCUUACACUAGUGCAGCCGGUGCUCACUCUCCCUGCAUCUGACUGUUUCUACUUAGUGCUCCUGGGUUUAACCAUGUCCGUCUUCAAACCACACCAGGUUUGCCCUUUACAGUGGAUUUCUCAGCGAUCACAUUUUGCCAUGAUGACACACAGACAGACAUAGUCACAGAGUGAAAACAGUAUCAGCUAUGGUGUCGAGGCUGCUUAUCAGUGAAUCUUAUUCCAUAUGCCAUGUGCUUUCUUGUAUGCUCAGGAUUUAGAUGCAUGUGGCAGUAAUAAGAUGUAAUUAGGUUAUCUAGUUGGAUUCCCAUCCUCUUCAUCCUCUUAAUAUUGAUCACUGCUACAAUGUCCUGUCAGGACGUCAUUACAUAAUGGGCCAGUGGAGUGUAAAACAGUGUUAACUUACAUCCUGCUGUCUCAUUCAACUGGAGGUUAUAGAGAAUGACCCACCAAACCUCUGUUUCUCUCCACUUUCUGAAUCAGAGCCACCCUUUUAUACUUGCAUAUUUUAAGAUAAGCAGCAUGGUAAUGAUUUUUGGAAGAGGUUUCCCUGCAACAUCUAUGCACCACUUCCUUUGGAACUGAAGCACCUAAAGAAAGCCAUCAUGGAAACAGCCUUGGCAGCUGAGACCAGCUCUAAAUGGCUGUGGUUGAAGAGAGCUCACAGAUGGAACCCUUCUGUAGAUGAAGGCAGACUGCCUUUUGCUACCCCACUUAAGCAAACCAUACACGUUAAAGUGAAAAAAGCGAGACACCUGCUGAUGAUGUGAAAAGGUUCUCAACAUACAGGAAGCUCUGACCAUUCUCCCAUCGAGGGACACCAAAGAAAUCUAGCACCACUAUAUUCUAAAUUUUUCACUAUGAUUAAAUUUUUUUCACCUUUAUUAUAAGAUACUUUUUUACUGUGGAUAUAGUGGUCAGAGUUCUUUUUCUAGCUCAUCUGUGGUAUUUAAUUAGCAAUUUUUAUAUUGCACAUGUACAUAGUCUAUAGGGUAUGCACUAUGUCAGUAUCUGUGUAUGUAUAUACACUGAGUCACUAAGUCCAAUGACCAGCCUAGCUUAAGUUACGCGCUUUCUAAUAUGACAUAGAAGAGAAACCUCUCUGUGUGCACCUUACUUGCGGGAAACAGAGCGCCGGUAGGCAUAAAUAAAUCUCCCUGGAGGAAAGUCGAUACUGUGGCUCACAUGUCUAGGAGAUGAAUAUCCAAGCCUGUCUGCAUCUUAAUAGCUACAAAGCACUGUGUAUAUCAUACACCUAAAUCUGCACUUUAAUAUGUGGAAGAACUACUAAAAAAGGAAAUACAGCAGUAUCAGAGUGAAAAAAAUAACAUUUAAAGUUUUACUAACUAAAUGUACUCAAAAACAUAAGCGUCUAAGAUUUGUCAGCGUGGAGAGGAAGUUUGUCUUUUAAAAGUCCUCGAUGUGUUAAAAAGAGUAGGGUUAGUAGCAGCCUUGCCAUCAAGUGUUACCAUCUCUAUCAAAGCAGAAGUUUGGGCACUUUGCUGGUCCGGAGGAAUAAAGGUGUGUAUUGACACAAUACAACAAUCUUCCUAGAAGUGGACAUUUCAUCAAAUUCAACAUAAGGUCAGACCAGACCAUACAAUGCUCAGAAAAAACUGCAAAAUCCCAAGAGCGACAUCUCAGGUUCUACAACCUUUAUGAAAAUUCAUAUUCUUGUUAUGAACUUUAACAUGAUAGUGAAAUAUUAAAGUUUAUAAUAAUAAAAUUAGGAAAAACACUGAACUAGUAUGGCUUGUAUGGAAGUGUUGUAAAGACAUAAUAUAAACAGAGCAUGGCUUGUUUGCAAAGUGCCAACUAAAAAAGCAACUAAAUAAAACCUGCAAGACUUUUGGAACAAUGUCCUUUGGACAGCUAAGCACACCAUAUCAAAACAAACACCCCGCACUAACAUCAAGCACUGAUGGAGUGGUGAUGAUUCGGGCUUAGUUUGCAGCCACAGGACCUGGCCAUCUUUUGGUUGACCAUGAUUCAAUCAAACAAUUAUAGAUACUCCUGAUUUCAACUCAUGUUAUAAAGUACACAUGUCCACAGAAUCAGUUUCUUCCAUCCCAGCCUCUUCACCACUAUGGUCAAGACCGAACAGCUGUCAAAGGACAUCAGAGACAAGAUUGUAGAGCUGCACAAGGCUGCAAUGGGCUACAAGGCUAUCAGCAAGAACCUUAGUGAGAAGAUGACAAUUGUUGGUGCAAUUAUUUGGAAAUGGAAAUGGAACAUAAUUCCCCUUCGGACUGGAAGUCCAUGCAAGAUCUUGCCUCAGGGCUUGAGGAUGAUCAUAGAGAAAGGCGGUGGACCAGCAUAAAACUACAUGGGAGGAGCUCAUUAAUGGGACCACAGUCACCAAGAAUACCAUGAGUAACAUGCUACGCCAGAGUUAAUUGAAAUCUUGCAGUUUAAGGUUUAGUUUAAUUACUACAUUUUCUAAAAAUGUGUUUAGUCUAUUUGCAGGAGCUUGGAAAGAAAGCAAAUGAACUUCUUUAAGUUUCUUGAACUGUAAUUUUGUGGUCAUGGCUUUAACUAUAAAGUGAUGGGCUAAAUUAGCAGUUAUAUCAAUUUCAUUUUAAAUCUACGAUAAAGUAGGCCAUUCCCAUGGGGUCAGAAAAAAGAUUGACUGCAGAAAAGUCUAGGGCAAAGCAACCUUUUGGAUAUCUAGAGCUACAGUCUCAAUUUCCGUCCAUCCAUCUGUGCCUUGAUUAGCUGUUGAACUUAAAAAUGCAUUAACUAUGAUCUCGAUCCUACUAACGCAAAUUCUUAUUUCACUUCAGCUUAAAUUACCCUUCCAUCUGCUGAGCAGAUUUAUAUUUGUUAUAAAUGUCAAAUUCACCCAUAAAAUGUAUGCGUCUGUGUCAACAUGCCCCAAGACCUUUUCAAUCUCAGUGGAGACUUUAAAAAUAUAAACUAAUCAAAAGUCUAUUAUUUCACUUCACAGAACAUGCAACUACAUAUUGUAUAUGCUUCCAAGACUAGGUCGAAACAAGGUAACUCAGGCUAUAACAUACCUAACAGUUCCUCCCCCAUUACUGCACAAAUGUCAGUGAACAAAUUUCUGUUAUAGCCUUCAUAUAAAACAUAUACAAGGACAGUAACUUCUCCAUUCAUUCAAAGCUGCAUCAAUUAUUCAUAAAUGCUCCGACUCCAGGGAUCGAUACCUCUAUAAUGUGGACUGAUAUGAGCCCCUGGUCGAGUCUUGGCUGCAGCAAGUUAAUGGGCAGACUAGAUUUCAUCCACUGCUCGAGCCACUUCCUUCACAAAACUCUGCACCACACCCCACUGACACACUUUAUAAAAUUACAGAAUGAGGGGAGAUAUAAGAACAGCACAAAAGGGUCAAAGAACAGUAAAUAUGGUCAAAGUACAAGUGAGAGCAUCCCCCAAAUUUUUGUUUUGUGAAAUUACCAAUUAUUUAUCAGCUGAGGGGUGAAACCUGAUAUGGCCCUGCGUAAAAUUGUAAAGUAGGCAUCACAAAACUGAGAAAGAACUUAAAGUGGUUUUAGGAAUCCCCAAAAUGUAUUAGAUUUGAAUAUGCCCCACGACAGACUGGCGACCUGUCCAGGGUGUACCCUGCCUCGCCCUAAGAGAGCUGGGAUAGGCUCCAGCCCCCCACCCCCACAACCCUGAAAAGGAUAAGAUGGAUAAUGGAUGAAUGGAACUGGCUUGAUUAUCAUGAAAUUAGUUUUGAAAUUUAGCUCUCAUCAGAAAUAACAGCAACUACUGUCAUCUUUCCUUGUUUGCAAUAACAUCUUUUAAGGGUUUUGUUAUGUUUUUUUGACCAAUACUUUUUGACAUUUUAUGUGUAUUAUAGACAUUUGUCAUCACAGCCAUUUUAAAAUGAAAUAGUAGGUAAACACAGGUGUUUCUAAUCACAUUAAGAAUGCUAGCUAGGAGUUGCUAGCUUGUCAUGGUAGCAAUAGCAUGAGGUAUAGGAAGUGUUUAUCCACAGAAAAAUGAUUAAGGUUGUGACACCAUUCAGUGGCUUCUGUACUGGACACAUUUUGAUACCUUACCACUAGCAUUGCACAAUCUAAUUUUUUCCUUACCUGGGAUGAUUGAGCAUGCAUCAAGACUUUACCACUAGCAUUUUAUCUCCUGCCAUGUUUGUUUUCAGAAGGGACUAUGCAAGCUGUAUGUGCAACUGUAUGGGUACAAGUAUAUACCCAUCAUUCCAUUAAAAAUGCUUCAAAAGGCACAACUACAGUAGAGGGGUCCAGUUAGGUAACUUGAAUUAGGAGAGGUUAGUACUAGUUAAAAGUUUACUUUUUGACAAAGCUUAUAGUUAGGGCUGAAUCAGGUGACCUCCCUCAGUUACACUGCAAUAUGCUAGGCUGCUAGGGGCUUCCCACAAAGCACUAAGUCUUUCUUUUUCAGUCACGUUUUUCACUCACUUUCACUGUGUUUAUACAACACAUUUAAUAAUUAAUUAGUAUUAAUCUCUGCCUCGGCUCUCUUCCACAGUGUGUCUUUUCUCUGUGGUUGCAGCAUAUGGCUGCGCCUGCCUGAGCCUGGUUCUGCUGGAGGUUUCUUUCUGUUAAAAAGAAGUUUUUCCUUUCCACUGUUGCCAAGUGCUCAUAGAAGGUAUGCCAGAUUGUUGGGGUUUUCCCUCUGUUGUUGUAGCAUCUUACAAUAUAUAUCUUACAAUAUCAAGUACCCUGAGGCGACUAUUGUUAUAAAUUUGUUGCUAUGUAAAUAAAAUUUAGUUGAAUUUAACUUUAGGCAUGAUAAAAAGGAGUUAAAUAUGAUUUUAAGUGCUGUUAUGUUCAGUAUAUUUAUAUGGGAGUCUGUUGACCCUCUUUUGGUGCCAGUCUCUAGUGAACUGCAGUUUUUUGCUUGUCCACAUUAGCUUCCUUUUUCAACCUGGAGUUUGCUGCUGGCUUUUACUCCGGCCAUGGAUUCCCAACCUAGCUCAUAACACUUUUUAAAGAGUGUUAGUACCUUACUAAGGUUUUGUCAUCUUUGUAAAGUUCAGAUGUUUCAUUUUAAUUCUUUUACGAAGUUUUGAGUAAAAUAAAUUGAUCCGGUUGUUGACCACAACACAUGGUGUUAUUAUCCUGUUCAGCUGUGUGAUAAUGUGAAAAGCAUUAAAUAUUCAGUUAAGAGGAAGUCGAGUGUCACUACAUUAUCUGAGAUGUCAGGGAUUUAUUGAUGACUAUCCUUUAUCUCUUUGAGCAGAAAGGGCACACAGAAACUCACUCACACAUUAAACCACUGGGAGUAAUAUUAUUUGUUUGAUAGAUGUAGUCUAUUUGUUUCAUGAAUUAUAGAUCUUCCAAAAUGUCAUCCAGAGCCAGAGGCAUGUUCCAACUCACACACUGUACACAUGACAUCAUACUGACAGAUGAGUCCUUUCAGCAGCACUUUCUGGAAGUUUUAACUGGGAAACUCAAAGGUUAGUCAAUCAAUAAGUAAAGCUUUUUAAAAUCCUUCCUUGUUUCCUCCACAGAGCUGAAUCAUUAAUCAGGCGUACAGACUGCCUGUAAAUCUGAGGCAUAACCUCCUCCACAGACAGACUUAAAGCUCUUCAUGAAAUGCGCUUUGAUCUUUUAGGUUAAGCUGUGGUCCUGGUCAGGUUAAAGCAACUCAAAGCAACAUAAAGAAAAAAUUAUGAGCACGGAUAAUAUAUAUCUUUUGUGUAUGGACCAAAAAAUACUCACUGCUGUGGUUAUCUUUGAUCUUUUUGGGAGAUGGAAUAUAUCAAUGGACAUGUAAGAAGGGAUGUAAGACAGAAAGGAGGAUGUUUCCAUCUUAAUCUGAGACCGCCCUCUCCUUGCCACACUACCCUCAACCAUUCUCCUGGCUCGACCCCACUCCAACUCUUCUCAUUCAUUCAGACCCGUCCAGGGCGGAGAGGAAACUGCUGCUCCCUCAGGGACUUGGCAUCAUAAUUAUAUAGGAAGCAGAGCAGUCUGUCGGUUAUUAGAGGGAAAGAAAGGCUGCAGGCUGGUCUUGUGCAUGGACACCAGUGUGCAGUGGACAAGUGGUCAUAACAUGGAUGUGGAGCUCUAUUUCUGACACUGUUAGGAAGACUGAGAGGUGGAAGCAGGCAUGUCAGAGAAGAAGCCCCGGGUCUCGGACACUCGGCCCAAAAGUGGCUUCCGCAGCUGGAGUGCAGACAGUUACAUUUGGAAGGGGAAGAAACACUCCCGGAGCUCUCACAAUGGGUCGAGCCCUGGAAGCAUGGAGGCGGAUGGGACAGAGGAGUUGGGUGUGCGGUCGUCAUCCUGCUCAAGGAGGCGCAGAGAGAGGAAAUGCAGCUGCAGCGCUCUAGGGGACACGCUGACGUCUGGAGAUAUCGAUGUGAUGUGUCGGAAGGCCUUGUCACGGCGCUCUCUGCGGCAGAAGUUUCAGGAUGCUGUUGGCCAGUGCUUCCCUCUGCGCUCUCACCAUCACCACCACCAUCACCACCACCACCAUCAUUCAUCAGGCUCCUCACGACCCUUUUCGGUGCUCUUCUGGUCCAAACGCAAGAUCCAUGUGUCAGAGCUCAUGCAGGAUAAGUGCCCAUUCUCACCCAAGUCUGAACUGGCCCGAUGUUGGCACCUAAUUAAAAAUCAUGCUACCCACCCAAGUGCCCUCAAGGACAUGGAGGCUCCCCUCAAACCUAGUGUCUCAUCCUCUACCUCUCCACCACAAACUCCCAUCUCGUGGGAGGACAUCUGCUGCUCCCCUGGGCCUGGAAGCACUAGUCUGGAGGACUGGGACCCUUCUUGUGCUCACGGGGGAGAAGAAGGUAGCUGUGGACACACUGACUACAUCCUGGUCCCAGAUCUCCUACAGAUCAACAACAACCCAUGCUACUGGGGUGUGCUGAAUCGCUUUGAGGCAGAGGAGCUGCUGGAGGGCCAGCCUGAGGGCACGUUUCUGCUCCGGGACUCUGCCCAGGAUGAAUUUCUCUUCUCAGUGAGCUUUCGACGCUACAGCCGUUCCCUGCAUGCACGUAUUGAACAAAACGGCAAGCGUUUCAGCUUUGAUGUGCGUGACCCGUGUAUGUACCGUGAUCCAAGUGUGACAGGACUGCUCAGGCACUAUAGCGACCCAGCCACCUGCCUCUUCUUUGAGCCACUCCUUUCCAGACCUCUGCCAAGGAACUUCUCUUUCUCCCUCCAGCACCUGUGCAGAGCAGUGAUCUGCAGCUGCACCACCUACCAAGGCAUAGACAGCCUGCCGCUGCCACCUCAGCUCAGGGACUAUCUCAGACAAUACCAUAUUAAGUGUGACGGGGCCUGUGCUGUGUGACUAUCCAAAGCAGGCCUCAUACUAAGGACAAGCAAAAGAAGCUCACCUUGGCAAAAGUACUGCCAUUAAAUUCUAACUGUGUUUGCUGUUACGUCAGGUUUAAAGAUUCAGAACCUGAGAGGAGUUUGUCGAUCUUGAGACAAGGAUCUUGCUGUUCCAUUUGCUGUGAUGGCAAACAAUAGCAAUGGCUGUUUUUUUAACCUUUCAAUAUUUAGGAAUGAUAGCCUCACAGGACAAGAAAACAACCACUAAAGGGGACUGUGGUGAGACAGCCUGAGUGUUGACUUAAGCAAGCCAACACUCCAUCACAGAAGAUGUUAAGAUCAUAGAAAUGUUAUGGUCUUGAACCCUGAACACAGCUAGUGCGGUCAAAUGUUUGGGGUAAAGCAACUCUGGGGGCAUCUAGUAAUAUGCAAGCAUUAUGGAUUUUUCACUGCAUAACUGAACAAAUUUCUACGCUUCAUGAUAUUUUUUCCCAUCCUUGCAAUAUAUCUACAUAAGUACUUAUUAUGCUUUUCUUGUUUUUUGUCAUGCACAUCUAUGCACUGUUACUCAUGAAACAUUCAUUCUGAAAGGUCAAAUAACAAGGUCACCGUAUGUGUAAGUAAUCAUUGAGAGCCAAAGGCUCAGGCUUCUGUCUGCUCUGAACACUCAGACCAUUCUUUGGAUCUUUAUGAUGUCAGUGAAAAGGGAUAUCUUUAAUAUGUCCAUCUGAGGUAUGUAGCUCUGUAUGUGAGCAGCAAAGCUCCACCCAGCUGCUAUUCAAAACUUGUAUUUGCGAUGAACAAAUCAGACAAAAUGCAAGAACAAAUCAGACUAAACGAGAGGCCAAAAAGACGUAAAGCAACUCACGUCAGAGAGCGAAGAACUACAGGUCUGUACCCAAGCCAAGUAUGAAAUGAACACUGCAAAGCUACUAGUAGAGUCCAAGAGUACAUAUAUAGAAUAUAUAAGGUCACCUUUAAAGAUUGAUGUAAUAUAACACAAAAUUCCAGCUGAAUCUCUUUGGAGAGAACUGCUUUGUGCCGGAUUGAUUACUCGAUCCUACACAGGAAAACUGAGUCAGGCAAAUGGUCCUGACAACAAGGAUGCUGUUUUUAAUUUGGGCUUUUAUCUGCUAAACAAAAUGGGUUCAAACACCCUGCUGGCAAUCAAUACAUGUAAGCAAAUUAGAGAUGCAUUAUGACAGGAAAGGAGACUUAAUUAAAACGAUACGAGGAGCACAAAUGUUGUUCCUUUUGCCUUUCAGCUCUCAGCUGAUGUGUUGAAAGGCAGCAAUAAAAUCUGCAGCUUUUCGUAAAAGAAACACACCAAAUCACAGUUAUUUAUAUAUAAGUGGUUUAUAAAUUUCUGAUCAAAUGUAAUAUGAUAAAACAGAAAACAAGCUACAGAGAGGAGAUGCCCAAACAUGACCAAAAUUAAAGAUAUAUAAAGAAGGCUUGUAUUUAUUUGAAUUUUAAAUUUAAAAAAGAAAGUAAUAUUUGAAGACAGUCACUGAGGGUUACUGAGCUGACAUUUAAAAAAAAGAUCCUCUUUAGUCUUGAUUCGGGGCUUAAGAACAGCUAACCCCCGCCCACCACCACCAAACUCAUCAAAGUAAGGACAGCAAUGAAAGCAGCAUACAAUCAAACCUGAAACUAACUCGUGGCUAAUGAUGAAGGGCGGCUGAAACUGGACUGAUGUGCUCUUGUCUCUUUGAAUGCAGAGGCCAGUGAAAUGUCAGCCUCUUGUUCAGCUUGUUCAUUUGGGCUACAUUCUUCUCUCCAGCCACGAGGUGGCGACA
Oreochromis niloticus (Nile tilapia) is the source of this 11147-nucleotide messenger RNA. RefSeq names its product suppressor of cytokine signaling 4 (gene socs4). The record is from RefSeq and is a predicted model, not a curated record. Gene Ontology annotation, cellular component: phosphatidylinositol 3-kinase complex. The transcript has 2 exons. Bases 8174 to 9364 code for a protein of 396 amino acids. NCBI's taxonomy places the organism in Eukaryota, Metazoa, Chordata, Actinopteri, Cichliformes, Cichlidae. Gene Ontology annotation, biological process: intracellular signal transduction; phosphatidylinositol phosphate biosynthetic process. Gene Ontology annotation, molecular function: 1-phosphatidylinositol-3-kinase regulator activity.